Molecule: messenger RNA, 2147 nt
Organism: Gavialis gangeticus (Gharial)
Lineage: Eukaryota; Metazoa; Chordata; Crocodylia; Gavialidae
Gene: NUDT16L1
Product: nudix hydrolase 16 like 1
Exons: 2
Coding region: 570-1427 (285 amino acids)
Cellular component (GO): nucleus
Molecular function (GO): snoRNA binding
Source: RefSeq, a predicted model, not a curated record
GAGGCGGCUGCUCUAGGGCCGGCAGGGGCUCGCUCCCAGGCUUUCCCCCGGGCGUGGGGCCCGCGGGACCGGCGCCUUGGCUUCUUCAGGCUGCGAGGGAGCCCGCAGUGUCACACCCGCUAGCGGUAUCCUGAAGAGGCGGGAAGGGAGGCUGAGGGCACAGCUGGCCUGGGAGGAGUUGACGGGGCAGUGUCACGUCGCCGGGGUAACCAGGAGCAGCUGGCAGCAGAGUUGCUGUUGGGGUUUGUCACUUGCUUCCUGUUAGCCUGAGUGGGGCCACUUGGGCCGAGAGCUGGCACGGGGCCCCGUGCUCGGGGCUUGUUUUGCAAGGACAUAGUUUGGAAGUUAGGUUGUGCUGAAGCUAGGGAGGCUGCGGAUGGAGGGCCAGCAAAACCUUUUGGGUUAAGCUGCAGGCUGUCUUGUGCUUUGUUUGCCUCAAUCCCCCUUUCUCUUGAGAAGCCUGUUAUGGUGGUGAGUGUCCAGCUCUGGCUGAGGAAACCUUCUCCUCUCCCACCAGGUCUCUGGGGCUGUUGGCCAUGCCCCUUUAACACAAUGCGCCUCUAUUGCAGAUGCAGAUGCGAUUUGACGGACUACUGGGCUUUCCUGGGGGGUUCGUGGAUCGCCGUUACUGGUCCCUGGAGGACGGUCUGAAUCGGGUGCUGGGCUUAGGUUUGGGCUGUGUGCGCCUGAUGGAAGCUGACUAUCUGUGCUCGCACCUGACAGAGGGGCCACAUCGUGUGGUGGCACACUUCUACGCCAGGCAGGUGACCCUGGAGGAGCUGCACGCCGUCGAGAUCAACGCGGUGCAUUCCCGAGACCACGGGCUGGAGGUGAUGGGGAUGGUCCGCGUUCCCUUGUACACCCAGAAGGACCGCAUGGGUGGGCUCCCAAACUUCCUGGGCAACUCCUUCGUUGGGACCGCUAAGUUCCAGCUGCUCUUUGCCUUGAAGGUCUUGAAUAUGGUACCAGAGGAAAAGCUGGCAGAGGCAGUGGCUGCCACACAGAAGCCAAAGAAGCCAGCGAUGGAGCCUGCAGCAGCACCUGUGGCUGUGCCAGCAAACCAGCCCAUAGCCAGGCCAACAAAUGAGCUGGCAUCUGAGCCAGCUGCUGAAUCCGUGGCUGAGCCAGCAGCCGCAUUGACCACUGUGUCUGUGGCUGAGCCAACGGUUGUAUCUGUGGCUGAGCCAGCUGCUGAAGCUGAGCCAGUGGCAGUGCCAGUGGCUGUAGCUGUGACCAUGCCUGGGCCAGCAACUGUGCUGGCUGCGGAGUCAGUGGCUGAAUCAGCAGCAAUGUCCAUAGCUGAGCUGGGGGCUGAACCAGCGGCCAAGCGCAUGGCCGAGCCAGCAGUGUUGUCCUCGAUUGAAUCGGCGGCAGUAUCUGUGGCUGCAGCAACAAAUGAGCUGGCAGCUGAGCCCAUGGCUGAGUGAUGCUAGCUUUGUUUGUGGUUUCAUUAAACUGGGAGAGGAGAUUGGAGACUGUUCUUCUAACUUUCCAAGUUGUUGCUGCCCAAGUGACUCCACCUUAGAGUUGGCUGGACAGGGAGGGAUCAGAUUUGCCUGAAGCAGUGGAAAAGCUGUUCUUUAAAAGCCAAUACACUAUACCAAGCUGUCCAGAUCAAUAUUAACAUCCCCCAACCCCCUCCCUCCUGCGGAGUCCCUGAGCUUAUACAGUGGCUCUGACCCUUAGAACAAUGCUUUGACUUAACAGGGACACGUUUGCUCAUUUUAGGUCCCAGUUCAGGAAUUUUUGUUUUUGUUUGUUUUUUAAAUGAACCGAAACAUGUUGCUUUUAAAUUUUUCCAAUAGGGUUUUUAAAGCCCCCCUGCUGCCAUGCUGCAGACUUAGCCACAGCUGCAUUGCACCGGACAGCAGUGAACAACAAAGCAAUCCUCAUUGAAAAGAGCUGCAGAUGCAACACUGCCAUCAACCCAGGGAGCUGCCUUCUGCUUGGUGUCUCUCAGUGCACCUAGUGCUCCCACUUGGUAAUAGGGGGGUCAUGGGGAGGAUGGAUCUCUUUCCAGCUAACAUAAAAAUCUUGAGUGGCUUAGCUGUGGGUCACCAUGAGUGGGUACAGGAAGGGCAGGGGUGUAUGGCUUUGCAUAUGGAGAUUGUGUGGGAGCAAGAAAAUGAAAUAAAUGGCUUUGCUGA